UACAUGCAAACUUGAAUGGCGCGCCGGCCGGGACAGCUGUUCGCUACACGGCCGAAAAUCAGAUUUUCUCUCAUAAUCUGCUGUAGAGAGCAUUGGAAAUCGCUCGGAUUUUCAGGUUUAAAGGAAACUGGAUUUCAUACCCUACCUCGACCUAGCUGUCGUGGGAGCUGGCAUGUGUCAGUAGCGUUGAAAUCGCUUAGAUUUGUGUGAACCAAAAUAUUCACAAAUUGCACGUAGGCCUAUGGACGGUGCAUUUGCAGCCGACAACCAACCAGACAGCAUCGUGAACAUAGACAGGCUAGGCGGAGCUGAUGAGGGCCCUACAUGUAUGUGCGCUGAUUGAGGUAGCGAAUUUGUAGCGGUUUAUUUUACAACCUUCAGUUCUAAUUCUAUGGGAAUCAUCACAAUAGCUGCUUUGCAUCAUGGAGGGAAAUGUAGAGCCUGAUGACACAGCCAGCAAACGGCAGAGCCUCCAAUCAGUGGCUUACACCUGGAAGGGGUUUCUCAGCAACACCUCCCCAUAUACCUACCCCAACCUGAGCGCCAAGAAUGUGAUCAAGGUCUCUCUGGGAAGUAGGCACUCUGCCUUCCUGACUGAUCAGCAUGCCGUCUACUGCUACGGUUCUGGGGAGCUCGGCCAACUGGGCCACAAGAAGUUCUCCGAUGUCACCAAGCAGCCUGUACUUGUCCAAGAUUUGAAAGGGGAGAACGUCAUCGAUGUGGUGUGUGGGAGCAACCACACGGCAGUUCUGUGUUCAGAUGGCAUUGUCUUCUGCUGGGGAGACUCCAGCAGUGGCCAGUGUGGGAUUGGACAGAUAGAGAAGACCAACUCGCCCCAGCAGGUGCAGAUCAGCGACACAGAUUCCGAUCCAAUCAUCACACAGAUCUCAUGUGGAGACUCACACACCUUGGCCUUAUCCAGCAGUGCCGAGAUAUGGGCCUGGGGAACAGGUCCGCAGCUGGGACUUGGGACGGGAUCAACGCCUGUCCCGACCCCACGAAAGGUGCAAGGCCUGGUGGGGAGAAAGGUGCUGCAGAUAUCGUGUGGUUCAAACCACAGCCUGGCUGUGGUGCAGAAAGCACGCACCUCCAAGCUGAGCGGCGGCAGGCAGAGAGACAUGGAUGAGGAAAGUUCUGGAACCAGUAGUCUCCAGAUGACGGAUGAAAUUUACUCCCUCCACGAAGAAGGGGACAUUGUCAUCAUAACGGACACGAGAACCGCAAGCAGCUCUGUCGAAGAGAUUCCCUCAAUGAGAAGCUUUUCACCGGACAGUAUUGAUGUUGCAGCAAGACGACCAGCUCAAAAGGAUGCACCUGCCAAAAGCGAUUCGGAGGAUUCCAACAACAGCCAAGGCACGUACACUGUGGAUGAAGACAAGGAAAAAGAAGCAGAAGCUGGACAAAGUGAGUCUGUGGUCAAUGGGGAGGUUUUCCAUGAUCAGCCAGAUAGUGUCAGCACCCCGACUUCAACAAUUCGGCCAGAACGAAGACUGACAUUCACUGAAUCCUUCGACAGUGCUUCUGCCAAGAAGUACCUGGCGCAGCAGCUGAAGCCCCUGCAGCUCGCAGAGCCACCCAAGCCAGUCAAGACAUCCCCAAAAGACCGCAUUCUUGCCAGCCUCCCACAAGCCGUGUCCUCGAAAAUCAGCAAGCUGAUGAGCCCCCUCAGCCUGAGGUCGAAAUUUAGUCUGACGGAGUGCGGCGAGCAAGAGGACACAGAGGUUGAGGAGCUGAUGAUGAGCGGGGUUUCCCAGCAUGAACUUGGCAAAAGCUCUGGUGUCAGGUUCUCGCUAGAGGGUCCUCUGGAUGACUCAACAUUACAGACUGAAGUGUGGAGCUGGGGCAAGGGGGCAAAUGGGCAGCUUGGCCAGGGAGACCCUCUUGACAAAGCACAACCCCUGGUCAUCAAGCAGUUGACUGGUAAGGGUGUGGUCCGCGUGAUAGCUGGACCGAACCAUUCCAUGGCCAUAGCAAGCAGCGGUCAGGCAUUCUCCUGGGGUUGCAACUCUGACGGUCAGCUGGGACACAAUGGUCAGCUGGUUCCAAAAAGGAUCAAGAUGCCUAAUAAUGCUUUAGUAUGGGAUGCUGCUGCUGGCAGUACCCACACUCUCCUGUUAGCAGAUGGGAACAGCUUCCAGCCCGACAUAUACUAUCUGGGAAAACAACCAAGUCUCCAAGAAUUAAAGAACGAGGGGCGUACUGGCACACCGGAGAACAGCCCCCUGAAGGAGAGUAAAGAAGCCAGUAAGAAGCGGCCGAUGUCUAGCAUUGCCAAGGGACCAACAGUCAAAUAUGCAGCAAGAGCCAAACAGCCAGAAAAGCUUCCCUUCAUUAGAAAGUGUGGUUGGGCCCAGUUUGUAGCAGCUGCGUCUGACCUGUGUGCAUGCAUCACAGACAAGAAUGCCUCCGGCUUUACGGCCAUUCUCCAUGAGCUGGCUGCCUCUGAGAGACUCUUGCACUACCAGCUCACCACAACGCGGUCCACUAUCAUCAAGGCCCUCAGCAGUCCAGACAUGAACAAAGUACUAGAAGGAACCAUCUACCAGCAGCCAUUCCGACAAAUCGUUGACCUCUUUUCGUUACUCGGCACGACCGUGGCCCACAAUUCCAUCGGCCUGAUGGCAGCCGUACAACGGAGCCGUGACCUUGUUGAACUGGCCAUGUUGAAGAGUGGAGCCGAGUACCGGGCCGUCUUUGAACAGUACGCUGUCUAUGUCUGCAACUUUGUAACUGUCGGCGGAUUCACUCACAUGGGAAAAAUUGGAAGUGAUGCGCUCUCCAAGCACGAGGCAGUCUUCACGGAGCUCUUGAACGAGGAGAAACCAGCAAGUUACGGCACUCCGCUGAGGAAUCUGAUGAAACUCCCCCUGGAUAGGGUCAAGUGCUACGCCUACCUGCUGGGCAAGCUCAAGGAUUACUAUGCCCAGGGAAGCACAGAGUUCAAUCUCCUAAAGGAAAGCAGUGAAUCGUGGGAGGCAUUGCAGCGCAGCAUUGACGAGAAGAAAGCCCAUGCUGAAGAGACCAGGGCGUUCUGGGAAUCCUGCCCAUCCAAACUGGCUGAAGCCAUCAAGCAGCCUGACCGUCGCCUCCUGAGAGAUUCCCGCACCAAGUCCCUGACGCUCCUGAACGCUGGUAGACUGUCUCAGCACUGGUUCCUUCUGUUUGCCGAUAUCUUCGUCCAUGCACAGACUGAGGGCAAGCCUGGAAACAUAGAAAAGUUUACGACUCACCAGGCCUUCCCGUUGGCUCUCAUCUGGGCUGAACCAGGCCAGCAGGCAGACCAGAACACUAUCCAGCUGACGAUGCCAGAAACCUCCCUCACCCUCCAAGCCCCGACGCCGGCAGAGAAGGCCGAGUGGCUGUGGUCUGUCAACCAGGCCAUCGACGCCGUUCUGACCAAUCAGAAGCCAGGGUGUGUCUCUCCGGCCGCCGUGCCCGCAGGCCAGAAGAUCCCACCCAAACUGACCAGGCAGGGACGUUACUUGUUCCUGGGACAACCCAAGUUCAAGGAUGCGGUGUAUGAGGGGACGUGGCAUUUGGGAAAACCCCAUGGAAAAGGCACUUUACAGUGGCCAGAUGGAAGGAAGUACUCUGGUCAGUUUGUGCAAGGGCAACAGCAUGGAUAUGGUGUGUAUACAACUCCCAGUACUGAGAAGGGCAUAAAGGCACAGGUGUAUGAGGGCGAAUGGCAGGAGAGUUGUAUGAGUGGCUAUGGCACCCUAAGGUAUUCCAACGGAGAUAUUUACCAGGGCGAUUUCAACGACGGCAUGCGUCACGGGCACGGCAUCAUCCACAGCAGCACGGGCAACCUGUACAUCGGGGAGUGGCACAACGACCGUCGCCACGGCUACGGAAUCAUGGAGGAGAGGCUGCGGGGAGAGAAGUACAUGGGCAAGUGGGAGAACGACUGUCGGCACGGCAACGGGAUGGUCAUCACGAUGGCCGGCUUGUACUACGAGGGCCUCUUCACGCAGAACAAACUGAUGGGUGUCGGCAUCCUUCUUACUGAGGAUGGCACUGUGUACGAAGGAGAGCUGACUACUGGUCCUACGCUUAGCGGCAAGGGACUUUUGAUGUUACCCUCCGGAGACUUCUUCGAUGGUACUUUCAGCGGCCUAUGGGGCGAUGGCGUCAAGGUCAACGGAACGUUCAGUAAAGCUGCCGACUCGACUCCCAACAGCACUAAACAAGCCAGUCCAAUAGGUAAAUUCACCGUAGCGGCAGAUGACAAAUGGGAAGACGUCUACAACCAGGUUCGCUCGGUGCUGGGCUUGCUGGAAAACAAGCGGCCGGACUCCCAGAAGGCCUGGGCAGCUGUUGCCGUGGCGAUAUCAUCACGGACACGGCAAGAGAAAGACAGGUUGCAUAAGGAUGAACGUAGCAAGGUGGUAGAGGAACUACAGAAGAUACCAAGCAGCGGUCAUAGUAAAGGGAAGAUCACUGAAGAGGACUACAAGGCAAUACAGGAAUACUUGGCUAAGGCCUUUGAUACAUCUCUUCAUCCCCUGGGUAGACUCCUUGAGAACCUGUGUGUAGCCUACCGUGAGACCUACAUAGGCCUGGGCGCUCAUCGUUGGCUACUGCCUUACGCUGUGGAAGAGAUCAAAUCAUACGUCAAGAGGAUAUACCAGCUAGUCCGAGUACUGUUCAACGACCUCCCAAAUGAGCAUCCGAACAAACCAGAAACUCCAGUUCAUGAUCACCACACCUCAGACUUCCACUACUACUAUGACUACAGCGACAGCCAUCCGCCCCCAGCAGUCGAGGCAAAGAUAGCCAAGUCUGCAAGCAAGAACAGGCAGCUGUCUACGGAUGAUAUCACCUGUCAUAUUACGAGUGACGGUCUCCUCUACCCGAUAGUACUACCGCGCUUGUACCCGGCCUUGUUUACUCUCUAUGCAUUGAAGAAUGAGGAGGAAGAUCAACAGUACCAAGACAGAUUGAGAAGACUGAACGAGAGGCCUGAUAUGGCCCUGCUGGCGUACCUCAAAGUGGACCAGAAAUUCUGGCUCUUGGAAGAAGUCGUGAAGGACUCUUUGAAGAGAAUCUCUGAGAUUCGCGAUGUCUCCUACGUCGCGGCGGUGGAGUGCCUGCAGAACAUGAGCACGACGUUCAGCCCGCGCCAGAAGCUCCUCAUCAUCCACACGGCCUGGGAGGCCAUCAAGGAAGCUAUUGAGGUCCACAGCACAGAGAGUGUCACGCUCGGUAUGGAUGAGCUCUUCCCGAUCUUUCAGUACGUGGUGAUUCGUGCAAGGAUACCGCACUUGGGCUCGGAGAUUCAGCUCAUCAAUGACCUGAUGGAGGUCAAGUCUGACCCGGGUCAGUGGGGUCACAUGUUCACGACCCUGGAGGCCUGCUACCUGCUGACAAGAUACGAUAAACUACCCGAGGACUCCCUGCAUUAAAAACGUGCGCUGCGUGCCACCUACAAGCUUCAAUUUCUGUAAAUUCAAAUUUUACUAAACAUGCAAAGAUAUGUGUACUUAGGGGUUAGAUUGGUUUUGUAUUAUAUUAGGGUACAAGAAAAUUGUGGUAAAUUUUUUUCUGCUGCACUGAUGCAAGAGAGGAAAAUCUAACGAAAUGUAAUCAUCUUUGAAUUUCUGUAAUAAAAAAACAUUCUUUGUUAUUCGUUUAUCAGUUCUUCAAGUCCAAGCCAUGUAGUUCUAAUCAAUGUGUUAUGAAAUGUAUUCUUACCCGGCCCAUAAUUAACGCAAUGUACAUGGAGAUAUGAAAUAUUUGUGGCAAGAUUUCACUGAGACACAUUGCUGCAAUACUGUGCCACAGUGGGGUGCUGUGGUCCAAUGGUUACGGUGUUCGACUUGUGUGCCGUGGUACAUGGGUUUGAAUCCUGACCG
Patiria miniata (bat star) is the source of this 5855-nucleotide messenger RNA. It is a transcript of the gene als2, whose product is annotated as alsin-like. The coding region runs from base 423 to 5405 and encodes 1660 amino acids. The transcript has 26 exons. Gene Ontology annotation, molecular function: guanyl-nucleotide exchange factor activity. The record is from RefSeq and is a predicted model, not a curated record. Lineage: Eukaryota; Metazoa; Echinodermata; Asteroidea; Valvatida; Asterinidae.